CCCUUCCUCUUCCCAAGGGACGUCAUAAUAAAUCUCGCCCCCCCCCCACCACCAACCAAGCAUCACCCACUCGGGCACUUCCGGCCUGACCCCUGUCCCGCUCCUUUCCUAGCUCCAGUUUCUGCUCUGCCCCAGGAGUGGUCGCCUUCGUGGGGAGGUACGACACUCUCCCAGCUCGGGUCGCCAUACAUUGGUGUGAGGCCCUGCGGCCUAGCGUCCCUCACCAGAGGCCUCCCCUUGCCCAGCUGGACCACCGAGGGACAUCGACGAGUGCCUUCCUCCUGCAGUCCCCGGCUUCGCCUGCCGCCCAGAACCGACCGGUCAAGAUGGCCGCCGCCGGGUGAGGCGAGCAGGCGAGCCGCGGGGUCGUCUGGGAGUUGUAGUCCCGGACGGCGCGCUGACGCACUUCGCCGCAGGCCGACUGGCGCCAUUGUGCGGCGCGCGCCGGGACUCUGCGCACUUCCACCACAGACACAUUGAGAAGGAGGAAACUAUGGCCGCAAGGCUUCCGACGGUCUGGUCCUCUGAACCAGUGACCUUUGAAGAUGUAACACUGGGUUUUAACCCGGAAGAGUGGGGACUGCUGGACCUCAAACAGAAGUCCCUGUACAGGGAAGUGAUGCUGGAGAACUACAGGAACCUGGUCUCAGUGGAACAUCAGCUUUCCAAACCAGAUGUGGUAUCUCAGUUAGAGGAGGCAGAAGAUUUCUGGCCAGUGGAGAGAGGAAUUCCUCAAGACACCAUUCCAGAGUAUCCUGAGCUUCAGCUGGACCCUAAAUUGGAUCCUCUUUCUGCCGAGAGUCCCCUGAUGAACAUUGAGGUUGUUGAGGUCCUCACACUGAACCAGGAGGUGGCUGGUCCCCGGAAUGCCCAGAUUCAGGCCCUAUAUGCUGAAGAUGGAAACCUGAACCCAGAUUCCCCCAGUAAGCAGGUCCAACAACUCGUCAAGCAUCCAGGUGACCCUGAGGCCGCUCGUCAGAGGUUCCGGCAGUUCUGUUAUAAGGACAUGACAGGUCCCCAAGAGGCCCUAGACCAGCUCCGAGAGCUGUGUCACCAGUGGCUACAGCCUGAGGCACGCUCCAAGGAGCAGAUCUUGGAGCUGCUGGUGCUGGAGCAGUUCCUAGGUGCACUGCCUGUGAAGCUCCGGACAUGGGUGGAAUCACAACACCCAGAGAACUGCCAGGAGGUGGUGGCCCUGGUAGAGGGUGUGACCUGGAUGUCUGAGGAGGAAGUACUUCCUGCAGAACAACCUGUCGAGGGCACCGCCUGCUGCCUCAAGGUCACUGCCCAGCAGGAGGAGAAGCAGGAGGAUGCAGCCAUCUGCCCAGCGACAGUGCUUCCUGAGGAGCCAGUGACCUUCCAGGAUGUGGCCGUGGACUUCAGCCGGGAGGAGUGGGGGCUGUUGGGCCCGACACAGAGGACUGAGUACCGCGAUGUGAUGCUGGAGACCUUUGGGCACCUGGUCUCUGUGGGUUGGGAGACUACACUGGAAAAUAAGCAGUUAGCUCUAAAUUCUGGCAUUCCUGGGGAAGAACCAGCUGCCAGCCUGAAAGUGCAAGAAUCCUCGAGGGAUUAUGCCUUGUCCUCUACAUCAGAAGAUACCUUGCAGGGUGGGGUCCAGAAAGUCCAAGACACAGGGUUGAAACAGGUGGAGUCUGCUCAGGAAAAAGAGCUCCCUCAGAAGAAACACUUUGACAACCCUGAGUCCCAGGCAAACAGUGGUGCUCUUGACACAAACCAGGUUUCACUCCAGAAAAUUGACAAACUUGAGUCCCAGGCAAACAGUGGUACUCUUGACACCAACCAAGUUUUGCUGCAGAAAAUUCCUCCUAGAAAACGAUUGCGCAAACGUGACUCACAGGUUAACAGCAUGAAACAUAAUUCACGAGUAAAAAUUCAUCAGAAGAGCUGUGAAAGGCAAAAUGCCAGGGAAGGCAAUGGUUGUAGGAAAACCUUCAAUCGGAGUACUAAACAGAUUACGUUUAUAAGAAUUCACAAGGGGAGCCAAGUUUGCCGAUGCAGUGAAUGUGGCAAAAUAUUCCGGAACCCAAGAUACUUUUCUGUGCAUAAGAAAAUCCAUACAGGAGAGAGGCCCUAUGUGUGUCAAGAUUGUGGGAAAGGAUUUGUUCAGAGCUCUUCCCUCACACAGCAUCAGAGAGUUCAUUCUGGAGAGAGACCAUUUGAAUGUCAAGAGUGUGGGAGGACCUUCAAUGACCGCUCAGCCAUCUCCCAGCACCUGAGGACUCACACUGGAGCUAAGCCCUACAAGUGUCAGGACUGUGGAAAAGCCUUCCGCCAGAGCUCCCACCUCAUCAGACAUCAGAGGACUCACACUGGGGAGCGCCCAUAUGCGUGCAACAAAUGUGGAAAGGCCUUCACCCAGAGCUCACACCUUAUCGGGCACCAGAGAACCCACAAUAGGACAAAGCGAAAGAAGAAACUCCCUACCUCAUAACCCUCAAACCAGUUGAAGAAACACUGUUUUUUCAGCUCGGCCUUGCAAUGUAACAUCCACAGGCCUGCUUGUGAGUUGGGACUGAAUGUGAAAGGGAAGCAUUGAGUGAGGACAUUCCCAAGACCAGAGGACAACUGGAGAGACUGCCCAGCACAUCAUGAAUAAAUAAGAAAAUGAGUGGGGAGUUACUAACACCAGUUGGAAAAAAUAAUUUUCCAUUCAGUUGAUAUUGUCUGUUCACUCAUUUAGUCAUUAAAAGUGAGAGUAAUAAAAUCUGAAAAUGUGGCAUAAGUUUAAAAAGCCAGGUAAUUAAUAAUCUGCACUGAUAUUACAUUUACAGUACCACAGUAAAGUAUUUAUGUGUAUAAAUAAGGAUCAAAAGAGAAUGUGGAUAAACUAUUGAUCUAUUUCUGUGUAGAACCUGUGUAUUUCCUGCUUAUUUAAAUACUUCUACAGUAAUGAUUGAUAUUUAAGCAACAUUAAAACAAAAGGAAGGAGA
Molecule: messenger RNA, 2954 nt
Organism: Sapajus apella (tufted capuchin)
Lineage: Eukaryota; Metazoa; Chordata; Mammalia; Primates; Cebidae
Gene: ZNF274
Product: zinc finger protein 274
Exons: 8
Coding region: 494-2455 (653 amino acids)
Biological process (GO): negative regulation of transcription by RNA polymerase II
Molecular function (GO): RNA polymerase II cis-regulatory region sequence-specific DNA binding; DNA-binding transcription repressor activity, RNA polymerase II-specific
Source: RefSeq, a predicted model, not a curated record